AUGAAAAAUUCAAGAUGCGAUGAUCUCAUUACCAUGGGUGCAUUCUUUGAAGACUCCUACCCCGUGCACGCUCUUCUGAGACUAGCUGACUUGAGUCUCUCAAAGAAAGCUGUGUUCGCUACCCCUACCUCGUUCAAGGCGUCUCAAAUAGAUGUUGGCGUGUCUCGUUCUCUCAUUCUGACGUUUGCACUCAAACCCACUCCCAAACUCGUGUGGUCUUAUCCUUUGCCUCCAUCGACUAUUGUGGAGUGUAUGGAUGUGCACACAGUUGGCGAUGAAGAGAAGCGCUUUGUGGUGGGAUUAACUGACGGAAGAAAGCAUAAACUUGUUUUAAUUGAUAGAAAAGGCGAGACAUCAAAUGUGUCUGAAAUUAAUGUUAAUGGAAAGAUUGUUGGAGUCAAGUUUGCUGGCCAUGGCCAUGGGAAUAUCAUCUUCGUCUGCAUGCAUAAUGGUGCUACGAAAUUGUACCGGAAAAGUGUUGAGGGAAAACUUCAAGAAGUGAGUGAACUUUCCGGAGCGAAAGGGUCCAAAGUCAUUUUCAAUUGUUUCGUGGCAGAAAAAGAGCUUGGCAAUGAACACGAGCUUUUGAUCACGGUGGAGUGUCACGGGAAGGAAUGGGCAUACCGAAUGAUCUCGCUUACUGAAACUCGUCUACUUGAAGUGCACCAAGUUUUGGUGCCGGGACAGAAAGAUUGUAUCUUUGCUUAUAAUUGCGGACAGUUGUUCUGUCUCAAUAUUUCCACAAAAGAGAUCAGCUUGCUCGACAUACCAAGCUUUUCCAUCGUCAAAACCAUUUCUGUGGCACCUUUAAUUCAACAGAAGACUCCUCUCGAAGCCAUUUCUCUCCAGGUACCAGCUCAAAACCGGUUAAUACUCGGGGUGAAAGGCACCAUCAGCUUGAUCAGCUUCAGCUUUGAGUGUCUUUUGGACAGUUUCAACAUGAAGGGGGACAUAUACUUGGGUCUGGUGGUUCCCACUCAAGGACAAAGAACAUUUAUUCUGUUCUUGCAUUUCAACUCGGACAAAAAUACCACGAAAAUACAUAUGAUGAAUGCUAACGUUGGUCGAGGAACGGUGGCAGAGUGCUUGGGAAAGAGCAUGCAUAGAAAUGAGGCUGUCGUCUCUCAGGGAAUACCUUUUAUUCUUGAUGAAGAUUUGACUGAGAGCUCUAAAAUUGGAGCCAAUGAGUUUGGUGCCGUGCUCGAUAAACUCAGAGAGUUGCGGAGUCAAAAACUGGUUGAAAAAUGGGAAAGAGUGGCUGUUCCGUUCAUGAAAAACGAGCUGUGGGAGUCCAUUACCAAGGCUUUGAACAAAACCAAAAAACACAAAACAUACCCUUAUUCUGCAUUUGACAUAGACACAGACCGUCUGUUGGAUCCUUCUUUUGUGGAGCAAAUUAUCUCGAUCAUUGUGGGCGGAGACCAAUUUGUUCUCGACCCAGAAUUUCUUCCCGAGCAUACUGUGGUUUAUCUCCUUACACAUCCACUAUUUCCCAUAAAAUACACCCAUGGAUUGACGGAAGAAUUGGCUAAAUUGGGUAACGAGGACCUCCUCAAACAAGCGUUAAUUACUUGUCCAAAUUUACCCAUCGACCACCUCUGUCGUCAAUUACUUGACUCGGAUACUGGGGUAUUUGCCGAAUCUGCUUCGAGACUUGUUGCGGAAAAAUCCAUUUUGGAGAUCACCAGUUCUUUCAAACGGGUAUUGCAAGAAAUGAACUCCAGUCAAGGUCUUGAUACAGUAUUGAACAGGCUCUUAGAAUGGGACUCGAAUAAAAAAUGGAUCUUGGUGCAAGCUAUAAUCGACGUGGGAGGUCUUCUCAACUGGCCAGCUUCCACCGUAGACUCGCUUGAGUCCAUAAUUGCCAGAAGAAUCACAUCUUUAACCACAAACAGUUAUAAUCUCACCUUGGUGGGCCAGGCGCUUUUACUGGCUCAACCAAGCAAAAAGUCUAAAAAGACCAAGAAGACAGCCAAAGCCAACGACAUAAUUGAGUCCAAUGGGUUCCAGCAGCAGCAAUUGGACUCGAUCCUUGCAAUGAACGACCUUUCUUCCAAGAAGGUGAAAGACGAAGCAUUGAAACUCUCGCAAAAGGUGCCGAGCUAUUCUGUAGAAAAGUUGGUGUUGUAA
Messenger RNA from Meyerozyma guilliermondii ATCC 6260, 2130 nucleotides. RefSeq names its product Utp8p (gene UTP8). The transcript has a single exon. The record is from RefSeq and is a predicted model, not a curated record. The coding region runs from base 1 to 2130 and encodes 709 amino acids. NCBI's taxonomy places the organism in Eukaryota, Fungi, Ascomycota, Pichiomycetes, Serinales, Debaryomycetaceae.